This is a messenger RNA of Dermacentor albipictus, 1563 nucleotides long. Its product is annotated as endoplasmic reticulum junction formation protein lunapark-A-like. Gene Ontology annotation, biological process: endoplasmic reticulum tubular network organization. Gene Ontology annotation, cellular component: endoplasmic reticulum tubular network. NCBI's taxonomy places the organism in Eukaryota, Metazoa, Arthropoda, Arachnida, Ixodida, Ixodidae. The record is from RefSeq and is a predicted model, not a curated record.
CGUCAUAAUGGUGUUUCCGCAAAAUCUUUAGCUGAAAUGUAUUCGAAACGACAAACGUCGAGGAGACUCUAGUGAUUCUAGGGUCUUUAAAACAAAAUCCUGUGGUGGUCACCGAUGUCACUCCUAAGUUGAAGCUUCUCAGAAGGGCCCACAACACAGAGAAACAAAAUGGGGAUCCUCUGGUCAAGAUUCAAGAAUAAGCCUGGAACAAAGGAGUUACUAGAUGACAUUGAAAAGAAAGUAAGAAAUAUAAAUGAGUACAAACUGAACACAGAGCGACAGCAGAAGAGGCUUGUGGGAGCCCUGAUAUUCUACUCGUGUUUAUUCUACAUCUUGUGUAUGGUCAUAACAUAUGUGUGGUACUUCCCGAGGACACUUCAGGGCCAAAUCUUGUGCAUUGUGCCAUUGGUGCUGUUUCCUGCCGUAAUAGUGCUUACCAAAAAGCUACUACAGUGGUACUUCAGGAGAAAAAUUGAGAGGAAAAAUGAGGAGCUUACAGAUCUGAUAAAGCAGAAGCGCUCAGUGCUUGACAAUGUCAUGGAAACUGAGACCUACAAGGUUGCCAAGGAAAUUCUGGAGAAGUAUGAUCCAGAAACACUCAGGAAAAGUGUCAAAUUGGAAGAGAAGACUGUUAAGCCAUUGCUUGGCACGGAUCCAGAUUUGCGCCGGCGCAUGAUCCCCCAAUCCAUGAAGGGCGCCCCCAUGCGCCCAGGAGCCCGGCUACCUCACUCGAACCUCAAGAUGCCUUCCUCCUCACUACCGAACGCUCCCUUUGAGGAGCGCCGCAUGAUGGUGGUUGCUCCAGGCAUGUCGAGGAACGGGCAGCAAGCACACGGUCCGUUGCCAGUGCCCGCCCUGCCCCGGCCAAUCCUGCCUCGAGAGAGGACGGCUUUUGACAGAGUCAUUGACUUUCUCGUGGGAGAGGGCCCCAGCAACCGGUACGCGCUCAUCUGUACCCGCUGCUGCUCACAUAACGGAAUGGCGCUCAAGGAAGAAUACGAGUACCUGUCAUUCCGGUGUUGCUACUGUUUCCACUGGAACCAAGCUAAAAAGCAACGCCCCGAAUUGCCAAGGGUGCUCGAGAUGCCGCCAGCAGGCAUGCUCGCCCUUCCAUCCCCACCUCCAGCUGCAACUGUCCCUGCUGAAGAGUCGUCCAUCACCGUGAACAACCCCAGCAGUGAGAAAGAUGCAGAUGAAACAGACAUGGAAACAUGCGAUGAAGGCUUCGAGAGCAAGGUGGUGAAGGAUGAAGGCGCGCCGGACGACAGCCUUCCUGCCGCGAAAAUCUUGCCAGUUGAUGCCUCGGGCGACAUUUUGGGCCUCCACGAGAUAGCCCGCCAGCCAAAGCAGGCUGUCGUGGCUCCACUGCCCAAGAACCCGCAGUGCAAAAAGGAUGACUAGAUCACCGAUCACCUUAGAUGUGCCUUAAAAUUUUUUUCUUAUAGCUCCUACUACUAACCAAGACAGAGACAUGUUGCUGUGUAGUAUGUAUGGAGCGCCGAGAUAAAAUCGUGCUGCCAUGAAUCUUGGUAAGAGAUUAAUGAAGUAUGCCGAGCAUUUGUA